AUGACAAACGUUAUUACCCUUUUAUUCGUCCUGUUUGUGUGCAUUCUAAAGUAUAAUUGGGGUUAUAAGGAGAAGAUAAAUUAUCCUCGUUUCUUUUUGGAUAAUAGUAGUAAUGUUACACAGAAUAAAAUAAUGUUCAUGGGAAAAUAUGAUAAUAUUAAGAAAAGGUGUAGGAAUAAAUUAAAUGAUAAUAAUAACAUAAAUGUAGGAGAAUUAAAAAUUGGAAAAGUGUAUGAUGUUAUAAAUAAUGAUAUAUAUGUUAAAUUAAAAAAUGAGAAUGAAGAUACAGUUAUUAUAAAAAGGGAGAAUAAUUACUUACUAGAAAACGAGCUUUUGUAUGACUACCUCGUCAACUCCAAUUUGAUUGGAAGGGCGUUGUACAGUAAACUGUUGAAAAGGAUGACUGAAAAUGGUGAAGGCAAAAAGGGCACUAACGGUGCAAGCGCGUCAAGCUUGUUAAGCGUGUCAACUGAUGCUAUCGAUGUUGAUGCUUCAACCGAUUCAACUGAUUCAUCCAACUGCGUAGUUUUAAUCAAAGAAAUAAACGAAAAGGACGAAAUUGUGGGGGAGUUGUACACAAAUGAAAUAAGUAAGAGGAAAGAGAAAAUUUAUGACAAAUUAACUGAACUAAAAAAUUUAGAAAAAAGGAUUUUUAUAAAAAUUAUAAAAAAUGUAAGAAAUAAAUAUUUUGUAGUUUUAAUAAAUGAUUGUAUUAGAGGAUAUUUACUAUAUGAUGAAGAGGACAAGGAUGAAAAAACAUUGUUACUCAAUUCAUUGAAGGGGCUAGCACAAAAACUAAGUGCAUACAUAAUUGACGUAAAUAAGAAGCUAGAAUAUGUGUUUCUAUCAUUAAAAAAAUAUGCUAAGCAUAUUUUAAAUGAAAAGUUAGAAGAAUUACAACAUACAGUCAUUGUAGAGAAUUUAUUUGAGAAUAAUUAUUUCAAAGCAGAAGUAUCUCAUUUCUGUAAUGAAGGAAAUAAUAUAAUAGUAAAAAUAUUUGAAAGCAAAAAUAAUACUAUAAAGGUUAAAAUAAAAUCUCAUCAUAUUAUUAAUACAAGAAAUAUAUUACGUAAUUUUGAUCAAUUAAAAAGUAAAGUUAUCACUAACGAGUUUAUGAAACAUAGUACUAAUACAUCUGAUGAAGGACAAGAAGAAAAAAAAAAUUUUUCUCAAAUGGAAAUACAGAAGGAUGAUUAUGAUGAAUAUAAUACAUUACAACAAAACAAAAAAAGAAAAGGUAUGUCUAAAAAGGAAUAUAUGGAAAAAUUCAAAAAGUUUAAAGAAGAACUCUACGGUUGUAAGGAAGUAGAUGCAUUAAAGUACAUCAAUGUUGAUGAUUAUAUAUAUAAAAAAGAAAAACUUCUUUACGUUAGAAUUAUUAAUAAAACAUUAGAUAAAAAUAUGUAUGAAGGUAGUAUGAUAAAUGGUGAUACCUUAAACCAAGAAAUAUAUAAUCUUAUGACAAAAAUGGCGAGUAAGCAAAAUAUUGUUACGGAGUAUGAUGACAAGUUGAGGUAUCCCUCCAGUGUACUCGGCUUUUUCAAUAAUUAUGUUAUUCUGUCCACUAGAAUUUUGAGGCCCGACGUAAACAAUGGUGAUAUUGGUAGUGGUAAUAGUGGAGAUGGACACAGCGCGAACGUAGCAACAACCGGAUGCAGCAAAGUUGGAGGGGAAAACGUGAAAGACGUUAUUACGCUUAUAGAGAAGCGGUACAUAGAUUAUGAAAACCUUAAAAAGGGAGACAUUUUUUUUACUCGAUUUGAUAAUAUAAAAAGGCGUAAUAUUCGUAAUAUAUUUCACUUGCCCAAUAGUACAAUAAAUAAAGUAUAUAAUACUUAUUUUAAAAGAGAAAAAGAUAUGCUCAUACUCAACAGUAUUAGGGAAAAAAAAAAGAACAUACAGGAACGUGAUCCGAAAAGAGAUAACAAUGCAGAAGAGACGGAUGUUCGCACAUAUGUAAGUAGCGGAAGUGGUGAGUGUAUUGGCAGGGAUGAGGGUCGCAUCAGUGAUGGGAAUAGCGAUAUGCCAAGUAAGUAUAUAGAAAGGAAUAAAGCACUGGAUCAAAAAAUAUUUGAAGAAAUAUUUUUCGAAAAACAUAAUAUAUACAUCAUGAGGGGAGAACUACACAAAGAUACAGAAUAUCGUUUAAAUAAAAACAAUAUAGAUAAAAGCUUUAAAUCAUUGAAGCAUAUAUGUGAUACGUAUUAUUCUGGUAUUAACAAAGCGUAUCAUCUCUACCCGAGUAUAAGGGAGGAAUAUAUUUUGGCCUAUUUAGGAAAGGAUAACUAUAAAAUGUAUAGAAAAAUGGUUGCUGAUUACUUUUCGUUAAAUGAAAACUCAUAUAAAGAACUUUUACAAGUUGAAUGUGAAGAACUGGCAAGCACUGUUUUUGAUUUUGUAUAUGAAAACCCGAAAGAACUAACAGUAGAAUUGGUUAAUAAUUAUAAUAGACAUUUAUAUGAAAAAAUGAAAAAGCUUAACAUAAAUGAAUUAAAUUAUGUAUUAAAAGAUUUAAAAAAAUUAAAAAAUAAAUUAUUUAUAUAUCCAUGUAGUUAUGAAACUAAAAAAGGAAGAAUAAACUUAGUAUUAAAUAAUCAAAAACCAAUUACAAAACAGCAUAUUAUGAACUUAAAUAUUGAUGAAGAUGUAAAAAGAGAGUUAUUAAAAGCAUAUAAAAAUUUUAUCAAUCCACUUGAUUAUAUAAAAGAUUUAAUAUUAAAAAAAAAACAAGCCAAAUGCAGAGAAAACAGUAAAAUGCCUGUUAUUUAUCUCUUAGUUGAAGAAACUAUAAACUUGUAUGAAAAUUCAGCAAAAGAUGUGGAACCUCAUACGGAAGAACAACUUGAGGUCUUCAAGGCCCACAUUUUAAAGAAAAGAAAAAAUGUACAUAUUGUUGAGAACGAUAAUGAUAAUUUUCGGGGCGAUUUAUUUGAUCCCGAGAACAGCCAACUUAGGAGAAUUCUGAACAUGAUAAAAGAGGACCUGGAAAAGCAGAAGAAAAAAAACAAGAUGGAUGAAGUGGACAAGUACUACGAAGAAGAACAGAAAAGUUAUUCCGAUGCAACUGAUCUGUACAAAAUUUUCCCCCAAUUGGAAGAAAUGGACAAAUUAACUGAAGAUAUGUUUUACAUGAAAAUUCCUUUUGUCGAGUAA
Plasmodium malariae is the source of this 3153-nucleotide messenger RNA. Its product is annotated as conserved Plasmodium protein, unknown function. The transcript is spliced from 2 exons. Bases 1 to 3153 code for a protein of 1050 amino acids. NCBI's taxonomy places the organism in Eukaryota, Apicomplexa, Aconoidasida, Haemosporida, Plasmodiidae. The record is from RefSeq and is a predicted model, not a curated record.